Sporisorium graminicola is the source of this 1995-nucleotide messenger RNA. RefSeq lists its product as uncharacterized. Gene Ontology annotation, cellular component: spliceosomal complex. The record is from RefSeq and is a predicted model, not a curated record. Bases 1 to 1995 code for a protein of 664 amino acids. The transcript has 2 exons. Gene Ontology annotation, biological process: mRNA processing. Lineage: Eukaryota; Fungi; Basidiomycota; Ustilaginomycetes; Ustilaginales; Ustilaginaceae. Gene Ontology annotation, molecular function: mRNA binding.
AUGUCGCGCAGAGGCUACGGCUCCUCCAAUUGGCAGGGCUCGCACAACCCCAAUAUGGCCCCUUUACCACCAAGACCGCGCGGUGGCAUUGGCAGCUCCAACGCGCCAAGCUACAACCACUCUUCUGCCUCUCCUCACUCUGGUUACGGUAGUCCAAAUGUGCGCAGUACACCGUCCUUUGCCGACACACGCAGCCCCCAUCCCGAGCAGGCUCCGUCCUCUGCUUCUUUGUCGGGACCCGAAGUCGCGACUACGCUCUUUGUCGGCAGCAUUUCCCCUGGCAUUCCCGACAGCUGGCUCACUCAGCUCCUCGAGGCGUGUGGUAAUUUGCGCUCGCUCAAACGUGCAUCCAAAUCAUUCGGGUUCGCCGAGUACGCCGACCCUGACUCGGUGUUGCGCGCCAUCGAGGUUCUUCAAGGACGAGAGUUGCCUUCCAUGGGAUCAGAAGCAUCGGCUCCACCCAAAAAGUUACUCGUCAAAGCCGACGAACGCACGAAGCGCUUUCUGGAAAAGUACCAGCAGAAUCGUGUCGCUUCUUCCGAAGACAAGGCGAGGGAAAGCCGGGCGCUGUCUGCAGUUAAGGACAUCGUGCGUCAGAUGUCGGAUCCCAACGCAAAAGUCGAGACCGACCCGUCCAAGCCUGGCUACGUCGUCCCCGACCACUUGAAGGAUCUGCCGCCCGAGGAGCUGCCAGAAGACCAGCGUGCUACCGUACUUUCGGAGAUCGAGCAAUUUCGUCAGGCUGCUGCUGCAAGAGAUGCCGAGACAAGAAGGAGAGAAGCGGAAUACGAGAGGCAAAGGGCGGUCGAACGCGCGAGGAGAGAAAACUUGCAAGCCCAGGCCGCAGCCGCAGCAGCAACACCAGCAUCCUCGUCUUCCUCUUCAUUACGCAACGGCCGAUCGCUCGACGACCCGCAAAGUUACCGCAGACCGCUCGACUUUCACGCAGCCAGCUCUUACGAUUCCAAGACCGAUUCUGCACGCGAACCAGAGGAUGCCGACGAGAUUGAGGAACAGCAGCGUCAAGAACGCAAAAAGGCUGCGGCGCAAGCUGCGGCAGCCGAUGCAGAGCGAGCAUACCUUGCACGCGAACGUCAACGUCUUGCGCAUUGGGAAAAGGAGCAGGACAGGCAACAAGCCGAAACUGAGAAAUGGGAACGCGAGAAGGUCACACUGCUGCGCAGAUACGAGGACUGGGACGACGACAGUGCUACGCGCAAGGAGCUCUUCUAUACUGAUCGACAUCGCUGGCGUCAGUUCCGUGCAUCUGCAAGGCGCAGAGAGGAGGAGGCGGAUGACCGUGAUCGUGCAGCCGAAGCCGAAGAAAAGGAACGCGCCCAGCAAGAGGCGGACAAGUUCUUGGAGUUGCAAGCUGCAGAGAUGGCCAAACUUACCGAACAGCAGCGCGCGGCAGGCGUGCUGGUGCAGGAGGGAGGAGCGCUUGCGCCGAUCAAGCUCAACUUUGCAGGCAGCGGGGCAAAAGCGGACAAUGCAGACGCUGCUACUGGUAAUAGUAGUGGUGUCGCUGCCAAUGCGACGAAUGGCGCUGGUGUGCCACAUACUGCUGGUGCUGUGCUUGGUGAGGCCGAGGAAGACGAACACAGCAAACGUACCGGCCGACUCAAACACAUCAAGCUUGGGAACGAUCUGUCGGAAGAAGAGAGGGCGGUCAAGUUGACGCAGCUGGCAGAGACGCUGCCCAAGGAGACCGCGGGCUUGUUUGCACAGGUGCCCAAGUGGGAGUGGGUGGAUGAGAGGCUGAUUCAGAACAAGUACAGGCCUUGGGCGGAUGCCGAGAUCGAGGAGAGUCUGGGCGAGAAGGUGGAGGAGCUUGUGACUGUGAUCAUCGAAGCGUUACAGAAUCGGUCGAGUGCGCAAGCGCUGGUGGAGCAGGUUGAGCCGGUUCUGGCGGAAGAAGCAGAGGCGUUUGUCGACAAGCUGUGGCGCCUCGUCGUUGUCGACUCGCUUGCAGCAGCUGAAGGAAUCACCGUAUAA